AUGAUCGAAAUUGGUUCAAAGACACAUCAAAAUUAUGGGAAAUCGCCAACUUUUCUCAAUAUGCCUCUAGAUGUCGCUCAACUUGUUUUGGAAAAGUUGGAGCUCGAGGAUCUUAGAGUGUGUCGCAGUUUGAGAACUGCCGUUGAUACAUUUGCAACGAUUCGUAUUAACGAUGUAGACUUCCAGCUGGAUGACCAUGAUAUCAAUAUGUAUUUGGACAGAAUUAGAAUCAACUAUACUGAUUCAGCAAAUGGUCAUUCAAAUGUCAAUUACAAUGAACAGAAAAAGGAAACUGAUGAAGAAAACUUUAUGGACAGUGCGGUCAAGGAUUUGAAGAUAGUAUUGAAGCACGCAAGUCGAGCUAGAAUUAUGAACUGUACAAAAAAUAUACGCGACACUGUUACAACUUUCGUUGAGUUUUUUAAAUCAGAAAAAUGUAUUCACGUAAAGAGAAUAGAACUUGAUAAGUUCUCAUUGGAUGAAGUGCUUACGAUUCUUCCAUUAUUUGAUUCUAAAGAGCUUAAAGCGAUUGAUUUGAAAUCGAUUGCAAUUGACCAAUUCGAACGAAUAUCCUGCUUGGAGCAAUGGAAAAAUGCAGAAAUAUGCACAAUUCGCUAUAGUAUUUUCGGUGCAAAGAUUGCUCAUUUCUUUCAUUUCAAAAGCUUCUAUAUUUACACAUUGGACAAAUUUAAAGCAAUACAAACCGCGAUACAAAUUCGAGACGAUCUUUUGAGAAGAAGUACAUUUCAAUGGUGCGUGAUACGUUUUUUAAGACCAAACGCAAAUCCGAUUGAAAUUGCUAAAGUCUUCAAACCGGACUAUGCCGGCGGUAAGGACUUUAAGAUUGAAUAUUCAAAUGGCACCGACAAAUUCGAUAUUUCUCUUGAAUGGGAGUGGCUUGUAAAGUAUUUUGAAUUGAAUGUGAAAAGAUUGUAA
Molecule: messenger RNA, 936 nt
Organism: Caenorhabditis elegans
Lineage: Eukaryota; Metazoa; Nematoda; Chromadorea; Rhabditida; Rhabditidae
Gene: fbxa-50
Product: DUF38 domain-containing protein
Exons: 3
Coding region: 1-936 (311 amino acids)
Source: RefSeq, marked reviewed